Messenger RNA from Anastrepha obliqua, 886 nucleotides. RefSeq lists its product as uncharacterized. The transcript has a single exon. Lineage: Eukaryota; Metazoa; Arthropoda; Insecta; Diptera; Tephritidae. Bases 28 to 750 code for a protein of 240 amino acids. Gene Ontology annotation, molecular function: protein dimerization activity. The record is from RefSeq and is a predicted model, not a curated record.
AGCAUUCAAAUUAAAUUAAAAACGAAAAUGUUGACCAGUGAAUAUUGCAACUCUGAUUUCUCGUAUUACCCCGCUACAUUGCACGAAUAUGAGGACCAAUCUGAACGAAGUGAAUAUAAUCCAAUAAAGAUUAGUGAAAAUAUGGAAGAGUUUGCGGCUUUGUACGGCUUGGAAUUCAGCAGCAGUAGUCCCUCGUUGUCAUCGUCGUCAUCUAUAGAAAGUCAACCGGAUGUAGCGGAUUGCAAUUUCGAUGAGAAUUUUGCAAACACCCACGAUUUUGAUUACACAAUUGAAAGUACGCAACGUAUCACUGGCAUCAGCGAAAAUUCUAAAUUCCGUUCAAUUCCAAAAUUGCAAAAUUCACUGAAGUGCAAUCAACCGCUAAGCAGCAACGAUUCUUGCGCACCAACAACGACGGAAAAGUGGAAGAAUCGAAACGUACAGUGCAGGACGAUGGACAGAAUUGGUUUCCUGUCGCAUAAGCCACCAACUCAGCACCAUUUCCAUAAAAUGUCUGCCAUGUCAGCGAAUACGCCCAGCUGUGCCACACAGGAGGUCCUGCGAAAGCGCCGACUUGCCGCUAAUGCACGCGAACGGCGCCGCAUGAAUAGUUUGAAUGACGCUUUUGAUAAGCUGCGCGAUGUAGUGCCAUCACUGGGCAAUGAUCGUCGCCUUUCGAAAUUUGAAACGCUGCAAAUGGCUCAAGCCUACAUUGGGGAUUUGGUUAAGCUGCUGACGCGUGAUUAUUAAUUUUUAUUUUAAGAGAGUGGGAGAGAGAGAAAGAUUUUUUAAACAAUAUUGUAAAUGUGUACAUAAAUAUGUAAAUUAGAUUUUAGAUAUUUAUUUAUCUUACGAAUUAAAAAGCUUCGCAAAUGAUUAUUAUAAA